AACACCAGAGGAAGUGACGUAGGACAUACCCGGCAUGCCUUGCGCAUGAGCGGGACUGGAAGAUCGUGUAGCAGUCAUGGUGUCCCUGCUGUCUAGAGGUGUCGGGGUGCUUGCCAAGGCACUGGCCGGACUCCGCUGUUCACAGGCUGCAAGGUGCAGCAACUUUCCCAGUGCUUUAUCAACUGUGCAGUGUACGACAGCAAGGUGGUUCUCAAAAAAUCCAGUAGUCAAUGACUUCCCAAGAGCUCAUCCACCAAAGGAACCCCCAAAACGUCCUCUGUCAUCUUUUUUUCGCUUUUCCAUUCAGCAGCGACCACUACUAACUAGGCAGUACCCUGAGGCAUCAGCCAAAGAACUUUGCAAGAUCCUUGGGAAUGAAUGGAGAGCACUUUCAGAAGCUGAAAGACAAAUAUAUUUGGAUGCUGCAAGGGUUGAUAUUUUGAAAUACAGAGAAAUGUAUAAACAAUACAAAGCAAGUCUUGAUCCUCUAGACCUGGAAGUACUGAAAGAGAAAAGGGGGCAGGUGAAGCGAAGUAAAGAAAAGAGGAGACAAAGAAAGGAAAGCAAAUUGCUUGGGCGACCCAAAAGAAGUCGUAAUCCCUUCAAUUUCUACCUCUCAGAACAUUUCAAUGAAACCGAAGGCAAUACUUUAGAAGUAAAGACGAGGCACUUAAUACGUCAGUGGGAAAAUAUGCCUAGCUCAAAAAAACAGGUGUAUUUGCAGUUAGCUGAAGAUGACAAAGUCAGAUACCAAAACGAGUUAAAGGCUUGGGAAGAACAGAUGAUCGAAAUUGGCCGUGAAGAUCUUGUUCGAGAAAAGAUAAGAAAGCAUCUUUUGAAAGAAACAUUUGUGUGGGCAGAGAAAGAAUCUGGAAAAAAGGAAAAGAAGUCUUCUAAACCUGCUGAAGGAAGGACAAGAGGUCCUAAAAAGCAUGAAGAGUAAAGUCAUAAUGAGGAUUUACACAACUUAAAUACCCCACAGACUGUGCAACGUGGUUCCUUAAGGAGGACAAUAGCAAGUGGCAUAGUUUCACUUCACAACACGUGCAGCAACAUACAAAGGAUUUGUCUCUAUGUUCAUGUGACAUUUUAUCCUACAAGGGAAAAGACUUUCCAUGUGUCCAGCUUUUUUAUAUCAUUCUUAGUCCAGUAAGAGCAUUUUGUUCUGACAAACAAAUGAUUCGUCUUCUUUCAUUUCAGCUAUUUUUGUGUGUUGAUUAAAUCAUAAUUUCACAUUUACUGUGUUGCAUUUGUUUUGUUUUUAGUAGACUAGGAUUAAAAGAUCCAGAAGUGUA
This is a messenger RNA of Rana temporaria (common frog), 1295 nucleotides long. It is a transcript of the gene TFAM, whose product is annotated as transcription factor A, mitochondrial. Bases 77 to 943 code for a protein of 288 amino acids. Lineage: Eukaryota; Metazoa; Chordata; Amphibia; Anura; Ranidae. The record is from RefSeq and is a predicted model, not a curated record. The transcript is spliced from 7 exons. Gene Ontology annotation, molecular function: transcription cis-regulatory region binding.